AUGCGGGGCGCGCGCGAGCGCGUGGUAACGACAUUCGUCAUCACCAUCGCGCUUGUCGCCAGCGCGAGCGCGCAGGCGACGAACAGAGCCGACGCGUUCGCCAUUGCAGGCGAGCGAAACGACACCGUGCUCCCGCUCCCGAAGUCGAUUCCCUCCGUGAAGUACGCGGAGAUGGAGAUGAAGCUCAUGUCGACCACGCGACCGCACGUACUAGGGGUGUUUCCGAGCGAGACGUCGUCGUACUGCGAGCGGUCGAGCGUUAAAGGGGACUGGAGGCGAUUCGCGCGAGUGCUCGAUUUCGCCGGAAAGGCGACGGAGGAGGGCGAGACGGAGCCGCCGACGGUGUGGGAGGCCACGCACGAGGGAAAGGAGGUGUCGAGAAUCGUCGAGGUGAAGUGCUCGCGGACGACGCGGCAGCUCGCGAAGCGACUGAGUUGCGGGUUCAUCGCGGUUGCGAAGAACAAUGACAUGGCGGUUUUCCCAGGUAACUCGAGCGACGGUUCGGCGCUCGCGGGAUGGUUGAGCGAUGAGCUGACAGGGUACGAUGAUAUAGAGGUACUGAAGACGAGGCACGAGGUGACGGAGUUCGUGGAGCGAAAUGAAACUGUCGUGCGCGCGAUUAUAUUGGAAGAGACGCCGUGGUUGAAGACGCUGUCGUUCUCAGGUAAAGUGGCCGUCGCGCGAGCGUCCUCGCUUGUGGGCUCCAAAUAUUUACACGGUCUAUCGUACUAUCGAACGGGAAUGGGUUGUUUGUUGUUCGUCCCGGACAUAGAGCGCAUGAACGACGAGGAUCGAUCAAAGCGAGUCGAUGUGCGGAUCAUUGAACGCAAGAACAAUACGUUGAAUUUCUAUGACGUCGCCGAGGCGAUAAUCAACGCCGAACUAGAAAUCGGAUACACAGCCAUGGUUGAGUCGGCAAUCGAUGUUGAUUGCGCGAACGCGGUGUGGACGCUAGCCUCAAAUUCGAUUCAUCCCGAGUAUGCGCUGGCGGAUGAAUCAGACGAGGAGUCAGAAUCAUACAAAGUUAUAGCGCCGCCAAAAGCGUGGGAUAUCAUUAAAGGCGACUUGCUUGACUUGUUGGAUGGGCACGGAAAGGGCGAUAAAACGUUGGUACCUAAGCAAUGGUUGUGCGGUCUUGCCGGUCUCACCGCAGCGCAUCGCGACGUUGCAAACGAAUUCGCUGAGGCCGCGACGGACUUGGCAGAACUUGAGACACUUCGAAAGGAAAACCUCGCGCUUCGACAACGGAACGCCGUGCUAGAACGCGAAGUAGCCAGGUGCGACUCGUCAAGAGGACCGAGGGCUCCCCGUGGUUCAGCUCGUUUGCCGAAGGCUAAACCAGCAGGGUGGGGAUUUGAGGACGCGAAUGAGCGGAGUCCGCCUAUCCCCAGAGUGGAACGUCCUGAGAGAGACGUUGUGGAAGAAAUAAUCGAUGAAGAAGAGCAGGCAAUGGAAGAAACGGCAACUGUCGACGAUUAUCGGGACGCUUCCAGCGUACCAGUGAGAGAUGAAUUGUAA
Ostreococcus tauri is the source of this 1518-nucleotide messenger RNA. Its product is annotated as unnamed product. NCBI's taxonomy places the organism in Eukaryota, Viridiplantae, Chlorophyta, Mamiellophyceae, Mamiellales, Bathycoccaceae. The record is from RefSeq and is a predicted model, not a curated record. The coding region runs from base 1 to 1518 and encodes 505 amino acids. The transcript has a single exon.